UAUGGUAAUGUGCGGAGCAGGAGAUGUUGUUACCCCAGAGGUUGCUCCUUUUAUCUACGGAGAAGGCCUAGUUCUAUUUUUCAUCGAAUUUGAUUGUUAUGUUGCUAUUUGGUUAAUUAUUUUAAUUAAAAAAUCUUCGCAAGGUAUAGAGUGUUUUGGAAGAUAA
Meloidogyne enterolobii is the source of this 166-nucleotide messenger RNA. The record is from the annotation of a GenBank genome assembly. NCBI's taxonomy places the organism in Eukaryota, Metazoa, Nematoda, Chromadorea, Rhabditida, Meloidogynidae.